Helobdella robusta is the source of this 864-nucleotide messenger RNA. RefSeq lists its product as hypothetical. The record is from RefSeq and is a predicted model, not a curated record. Gene Ontology annotation, molecular function: protein binding. Lineage: Eukaryota; Metazoa; Annelida; Clitellata; Rhynchobdellida; Glossiphoniidae. The transcript is spliced from 7 exons. Bases 1 to 864 code for a protein of 287 amino acids.
AUGGGCUGUACGCCAUUUCAUUGGGUCUGUUUUUGCGGUUCAGUAGAACUAGUUCGAUGUUUCAUCGAUCUACUUUUAUUUAGUGUAGCAGAUGGUUCCUUAAAUGAACCCAGCCAAAAUUCCGAUGGCCAGAGACCAAUACAUUGGGCAGUUUAUAAAGAUAUGAGAAGACCUCUGCACCACGCUUGCCUGAACGGGGCACUUAAUAUUGUCAGAGAGUUAUGUGUGGUGGAUGGAGUGGGUGUAGAAGAUGAAGAUUGUUUUCAGCAGACUUGGCGAGAAAUAGCUCACGUACACGUGUGCUUCUUCAUGCUUAAUCUUACUUUCUGGGUAUCUCUGAGCCAGACGAACAGAUGCGAUCCGGGCUACAUUGAUGUGGAUCUUCGAAAUCCCUCUCUCUACGAAUCCGUCAUUCAAAAAGUAAAAAGUUACAAAGAAGACGUUGAAAAGUCAUACGGUAGUCAUCUGACGAUGCUGGCCGGUAUAAGAGAGACGAUUUUAACAUUCUCCCAACUCUGUCAUGUGUGCAAGCUAGCUAGGCAUGCUAGAUCUAAGCAUUGUUUUAAAUGUAGAAGGUCAAACGCCGUCAUCGUCUUCGCUUCCUUCGCUGCUUGUGGCUUCCUCGUGUUAUCUUUUGUCAUCUUGAUAUGCAUUGUCUUGUACUUCAAAACCGGUCUAACUUUUCACGAAUGGAUGAAGAGGCAAAAGAAUCAAAAAGCUACCAUCAAAUCAAUUCUACAUCUCAUGCUUAAUGGGGAUAGUAGUCACAAUUCCAGGACCAACUAUCUCGAAAACAUAAGGGAUUAUUUCUGUUAUAGAGCUAACAAAAUGGUGAAAUUGGAUGUGGUCUUGAGAGAAAUUUGA